UAACUGUAGCAUUGUCUAUUUUGCUUUCAUACUGGCCACCACCCCCAAUGGCAACCCCAUAAUUCUCCUUUAUUGCAAUUUGUACAGUAUUUAAUAUGCUGCAGUCACAACGUCCGUGUAAUUGCACUCAAAAUAUUUUAACUCCUUUCUGACUGCCACUUGUUUGUAAAGGAAGAGUUUUUGAGGGAAUGGAAGGAAAAUCCCACCAACCUUUUUUUUUAAUUUUAUCUCCCAGAGCUCCUGAUUUUAAUUUGCAUUGGGUUGCUUUAUUUAUCUUGUUAACAUGGAAAAAGUUUCUAUUUGAACUGCCUGCAGUGUGUGUACUUUUGAAUAGCUGUGAUGAGUGAGUCAGUGUUUGGAUGCAAAGGUCUCUGUGUUUCACAGCAGGAGCCAGUCUAAUAGGAGCCUGUGCCUUUAAGACUUGCCUGUGAAUUACUAGUUAUUUUCUGGAUCCGGGGUAGAGGGCGUUUUCCCUGGACAACAGGAAAAAAAAAGAACUGAAGGCUAGAUGUGAAGGCUGUGGGAGAAGGAGAAAUAUUAAUGAAUAAAAGAGAGUGGGAGAAAGACCGGCCCUAGAGCUUAGAAGGAGAGAGGAGGGACAGCAAGCAGCCUGGGCUGGGGACAUCGUGCUCACACAGGCUGGGAAAGGGCUAAUCCUUGCAGGAGAUCAGCUGCCACCCAAGCAGCACCAUUCAGCCAUCAGAAGGAAUCCCCAGAUGCCCAAUUGAGAUCUCACCUAAUCUUCCUCCUAAUGCCAUUGAAUUAGUAAGCUCAGAAGCAGCAGCCCUCCCCCACCUCUCCACCCGACGGAAUAAAUGCCGUGUAUCACCCACCCAGCCUGGAGCCUCUGGGAAGCUGCCAACUCCCAGCCAGGAGAGCAAAAUGUCCUGGUUUAGUGGUAUCCUGGUCCCCAAAGUGGACGAACGAAAGACAGCAUGGGGGGAGCGCAAUGGGAAGAAGGGCAAGCGAAAAAACACCUCUUUAUGUGGUCCCAGAUAUAUGAGCUGCCUUCAGGACCCUGAAAUGGACAGAAACAACCGCAACAACUUCGGCCUCCGUUGCACCUGGCAGGAGGACCAUUAUGGCAAGAAAGGGGCAGGUGGUGACCUGGGACUCAAAUCCGUGGCCCUUGGAUUUGAGGAUGGGGAGGUGAAGGGCUCCAAAAUGGGAUCAACAGAAGUGGUGGGCACAGAGGAUGGUGAGCAAAAUUUGACUCCUGGUGAGUGCUGGGUACGAUUUUUACAAGUGUUUCAGUCGAAGAAAUUCCAGUCUGCUAAACUGGAGCGACUAUACCAACGGUACUUCUUCCAGAUGAAUCAGAGUAGUCUGACUAUGUUAAUGGGAGCCCUUGUACUGGUUUGCUUGGUCAUGCUGAUCUUUCAUUGUACUCAUGGGGAACCCCAGGUAGUCUACGUAUCUGUCCUUGCUGUAGCUAUGGCUCUGUUUUUGUCACUUAUGGUGGUGUGUAAUCGCAACGGCUUUCACCAGGACUACAUGUGGAUAGUAAGCUACCUUGUGAUAGCAGUCCUGUUUGCUGUGCAGGUUCUUGGGGUUCUCAUGGUGACCCCACGUAGUGCCUCUGAAGGAAUCUGGUGGAGUGUAUUCUUUAUCUAUAUUAUCUAUACCCUGCUCCCUGUGCGCAUGAGGGCAGCUGUUCUGAGUGGACUAAUUCUGUCCUCCCUACACCUAAUCAUCUCCUGGAGGCUCAACCUGACAGACAUUUUCCUUUGGAAGCAGCUCAGCGCCAACGUGCUAAUCUUCCUGUGUACGAACAUCAUUGGCAUUUGCACUCAUUACCCAGCAGAGGUGUCCCAAAGGCAAGCCUUUCAGGAAACAAGAGGAUACAUCCAGGCUAGGCUACACCUACAAAGAGAGAACCAGCAGCAGGAGCGUCUUUUGCUUUCUGUCUUACCACGCCAUGUGGCCAUGGAGAUGAAGGAAGACAUCAACACCAAGAAGGAGGACAUGAUGUUCCACAAAAUCUACAUUCAGAAACAUGACAAUGUGAGUAUCCUGUUUGCAGACAUUGAAGGGUUUACCAGUCUUGCAUCCCAGUGCACAGCACAAGAACUGGUCAUGACACUUAAUGAGCUCUUUGCCCGCUUUGACAAGUUGGCAGCAGAGAAUCACUGUCUGAGAAUAAAGAUCUUAGGAGACUGUUACUACUGUGUCUCUGGGUUGCCUGAAGCUCGUGCAGAUCAUGCUCACUGCUGUGUUGAGAUGGGAGUGGACAUGAUUGAAGCCAUUUCGUUGGUUCGAGAGGUGACUGGUGUUAAUGUCAAUAUGCGUGUGGGGAUACACAGUGGCCGUGUUCAUUGUGGUGUCCUUGGUCUGCGCAAAUGGCAAUUUGAUGUCUGGUCCAACGAUGUGACACUGGCCAAUCAUAUGGAGGCUGGUGGUAAAGCUGGGCGGAUACACAUUACAAGUGCAACGCUGAAAUACCUAAACGGAGAUUAUGAAGUGGAGCCAGGUAACGGGGGCGAGAGGAACGCGUACCUAAAGGAACAUGACAUAAAGACCUUCCUUGUGACAGGAUGCAGUCAGAAAAGGAAAGAAGAGAAAGCAAUGAUGGCGAGGCUACAGAGGGCAAGGGCCAACUCCAAUGAAGGUCUCACACGUGUCUGGGUGCCUGAGCGAUCGUUCCCACGCAAUAAAGGCUCCAAGGCUUUCCGACAAAUGGGAAUUGAUGAAUCAAGCAAAGACAACAGAAACACGCAGGAAGCGCUAAACCCUGAGGAUGAAGUUGAUGAAUUUUUAGCUAGAGCAAUAGAUGCUCGUAGUAUCGAUCAACUUCGAAAAGACCAUGUCAAGAAAUUCCUCCUCACCUUUCAGACGCCAGACUUGGAGAAAAAGUACUCCAAGAAGGUUGAUGACCGGUUUGGUGGCUACGUGACCUGCACCCUGCUUGUUUUCUGCUUUAUUUGUUUUAUCCAGAUAGUGAUCUUUCCUCACUCAUUCCUCAUGCUUGGAGUCUACACCAGCGUCUUUAUCAUCCUGGCCAGUAUACUCUUUGUCUGUGCCAUAUAUUCGUGUAUAAAGCUCUUUCCAGCAGCACUGCAAGGAGUUUCUCGGAAGAUUGUGCAAUCAAGAACCAAUAGCACUCUUAUUGGGAUCUUAACCAUACUGUUGGUGUUUACAUCAGCGUUUGUUAACAUGUUUGCCUGUAAUCACAGGAGCCUCACUGACUGCGCAGGUCAAGAACUGAACAUUAGUUACAAGUUUGUCAAUGUCUGCCAUCUCAGAAUGCUCAACUACAGCCUGAGUAUGGACUCUCCUCCAUGUGACUCCGACAAGCCCUUGUGCAAUUUCCCUGAGUAUUUCAAUUACAGCAUUCUGCUGAGCCUGUUGGCCUGUUCUGUCUUCCUGCAGAUUAGCAGCAUUGGGAAACUGGCACUUAUGCUUUUCAUUCAGAUUUUGUACAUUGUCAUCGUUGAGGGACCGGAGGUUGUUCUUUUUGACAACUAUGAUCUGCUGGUGACAGUUAAUGCACUCCCCAUUAAUGGAACUGGGGACAUCGAAGAAUGCUUGCCCAGCAGUAAAAUAGCUCUGAAAUUUGUGACUCCUGUCAUAUUGACUGUAUUCGUUCUGGCACUGUAUCUCCAUGCCCAGCAAGUGGAGUCCACGGCGCGACUUGACUUCUUGUGGAAGCUGCAGGCCACAGGAGAGAAGGAAGAAAUGGAACAACUGCAAGCCUAUAACCGACGUCUCCUGCACAACAUCCUCCCAAAAGAUGUGGCCGCUCACUUUCUGGCCCGAGAACACAGGAAUGACGAGUUGUAUUACCAGUCCUGUGAAUGUGUGGCGGUCAUGUUUGCCUCCAUCUGUAACUUCUCUGAGUUUUAUGUGGAGCUGGAGGCGAACAACGAGGGGGUUGAAUGCCUGCGACUGCUGAACGAGAUCAUUGCUGACUUUGAUGAGAUUAUCAGUGAAGAAAAAUUCAAGCAGCUAGAAAAGAUUAAGACUAUUGGUAGCACUUACAUGGCAGCAUCUGGUCUAAAUGACACCACAUAUGACAAAGAGGGAAAGACGCAUAUUACCGCCCUUGCAGACUAUGCCAUGAAGCUCAGGGAGCAGAUGAAGUACAUAAAUGAACACUCCUUCAAUAACUUUCAGAUGAAAAUAGGGCUGAAUAUUGGGCCUGUGGUCGCUGGAGUUAUUGGAGCUCGAAAACCUCAGUAUGACAUUUGGGGAAACACUGUGAAUGUAGCUAGUCGCAUGGACAGCACUGGGUUACCAGACUGCAUACAGGUUACAACUGAUUUGUACCAGGUCCUGGCAGCCAAAGGUUACCAAAUGGAGUGCCGUGGGGUUAUUAAGGUCAAAGGGAAAGGAGAAAUGACCACCUACUUCCUCAAUGAUGGACCAGUCAGCAGUUAGCAGAGAACUCUGCUUUUAGGGGCAGAAAGAACAAGAAGCCUCCUCCUAUCCCAAAUGCAGAGUAACCAGAACAAUAAGGAAGCUACCUACAUCCCCAGCAGCAGUUAGGUGCAAUGGGGCUGGGCGGUGCCAAAGUCCCGCACCUAAGACAUAGAGCUUGGCAGUGGCGUGUUUGUUUGGUGCUGUGAUCACUGACCGUGCUGUCCUGACACAGAGCUCUGUCCUGUCCAGGAGACAGUCUCAACUGUAUUUGAAAGCACAGAGAAGCAGCUUUCACCCUGGCACUUACAAUAAUAAUAAUGCUCACUGGCGGUACUUGCAAGUUAUUUAUUGUGAACAAGACAUUUUAUUAUUCUAUUUUUAUUUUAUUUUAAUUGCCUUGGGUUUAACAAAGCAAGAGAGAGUUUUAAAAAAUACAUGGUACAUGUUUUAAAGAAGAAGCUUCUCUAAGAACUGACCAAAGAGACAGAAGUGCAGGCCUCAGCAAAGAAUAGGAGGGCAUUGCCUUGUACGUCUUCAUGCGCUGUAUAUUUUCUCUUGUUGGCUGACUAACCUGUCUCCAGGUGCAGGUGAAAAAAGUAUUUUCAAGAUCCCAGCAGCACCUGUGGGGCCUUCAAAGGGAAACAAAACUUCAGCAAGUCAGUAAAUACCUCCCAUUCUCUUCCCAUCCCUUACCCAACAGCCCUACUUGCUAAACUGCUCUGGAAUGAGAAUGACCUGCUGAAAGGAGCAGUUUGUGACUCUCAGGAGUUACCGCCUAGUGGAUUCUGGGCUAUUUCAUUAAACUUGGAAAUCAUUUAACAGAGGCUCUGAGAUCCCUUCUGGAUUUUGUUAUAAUUGCAGGGGGAACCACAUUAUGAAAAGAGACAUCAGCAGUCUCUGCCUUUUUAUCUUUACUCUCGACAGCAAGAGGUCAAGGAGACUGAUGGUUUUUCGCGUCUUUACGGAUUGACGCACAACGUCUAUUUUUCACUGUGAAGCUGGUGUUCUCUUCUUCUCAUUUGCCAAAUUACAUCUGACCUGCACAUCAGAAGCUCAUCAUUUAGAUAACAGGGAUCUAGUCCUUUCCUUUUGGAAGCUGUGCAGACAGCAUUAGGUACUAUCUGGCCUUUGACUUCCUUGGACUGCAAGAGGGAUCUAGCGCCUUAAUCCCUGUAGUUGUGCUUCAUUAUAGGUGUUCGAUAACCAUAAAAUGGUUAAUGAAGCACCAACACUUUUUAAAGGAUAACUCUAUGUUACUUAAGGCAAGUUCUGGGAUUAUUAAAGAGUGGUCAAAGAAAGAUUUAACUGCAAAAAAUAUUGUUAGACAAUGAGUUGCAUGCCCCACUGGCAAGAUAAGCAGUUAACACAAGACAAAAUGUCGCCUCCAGCAGUGCUUACGACAGCUGGCACUUAGAGGGAAGAAAACAACUCCAAAGUGUUGAGCCUCAAAUAUUAGAAAGAGCAGUGAUGAACCUCUCUUGCUUCCUGCCAGAUCCUCCACAUGAAACAAACAAGCAAGCACAGAGUAGUGGUCACAGGCCUUGUCAGUCAGUUUCAUGUUGUUGUCUCAGGCAUUGAUGGUUUUAGUCCCCAAAACAGGUCCUGAUCCAGAGGCCUUCAAAGGGCCUAGCAAAAACAGAUUCUCUGGGAGUGCAAUUCCAUCUCUGGUGCCAAAGAGAAAACUAAGUUACAAGGAUAUGUGUAUAUAUAAAUAACACAUAUAAGUGUGUGUAUAUCUGUAUCUUUAUUGAUAUAGAUAUAUAUAGUAUAUAUAUAUAGAUGUAUGUGUGUUUGUGUUUCUUAAACACACACAUAUAGCAUAUUUAUAUACACACCCACAUAUAUAUAUAUAUAUAUAUAUAUAUAUAUAUAUAUAUAUAUAUAUAUAUAUAUAUAUAUAUAUAUAUAUAUGGAUGUAUUUUUGUACAUUUGGCUUAAUGCUGUGUCAUUUAGGCUGUUUCUUAGGUAAAUAUCACAUUAUUUUCUUGUUUUUCCACAAAGAAUCUAAGCAAAAAAAUCUUUUCAGGGGGUAUUGUAAGAAGGAAAUUAAAAUGUACCAUUGGUUAAAUCCCUUUUAAAACCAUGCAUGCACAGAGGAGUAACCCAGAGUCCAGAGCUCCUUGCAGUAAUAAGGAUGACUGUGUAUAGGUUUAUUUGGGGAAAGCAGUGGGCCAGUGUGACUUGUGAGAACUGUAAUCUGUGUUAAACAGUUCUCUCCUUUGAACAAGAUACUAAUCCAUGGGCAUGAGUGAGUGAGGAUGAAAUAAUAUGCAGUGAAUCGUAUAGGAAUGAAGUGCCUUGGAGAGGUCUGUAGAAAAUGGGAAGUUGGUAGCCCCAUUGAAUAAAAGGAACCAGUCUGUUACUUGCCUGCUACCAAAUAAAUACCCCCAGCUGCUGAUAUAAGAGGAUUCCCUUAGAUCUCCUGUACUGUGUACAUCACAAACUUUGUUGUCAAGUAUGUUUUUUGUUAUAGUUUUAUAAACCAUAAGAUUAUUUCUACCCUACCUAAAAUAACAAUCCUAAAUAGUACCCCAGUACGAGAUAUUCACAUGGGGAAAUGGAGUCCUAUAAAGAUAAAUGAUCUGGUAGAUAAGACCUGUUUCCCCAAUAAAAAUAAGUGUGGGAAACACUUACACUGAUUCUUUCCAAACCUUGUGGCUUAGAUAUAACAUCUAAAAAUACUGACUCAUCUUUAUUUCUUAGAACCAACAAUUUAUUUAUUUACUAUUUGCUUUACCUUAAAUACAAAGAAAACGUGACUGUAUUGUGUGCAUUGAGUUCCCGAGGGCUCAUUUAUCAUGCAUGGGGCAGUGUGCAAAGUGCAAAAAAAUAGGUGCAAGCCUCCAGGUUAUUUAUAACAUUAAACCCUGCCUACACAUGCAGGUCAUUCUGGUUCAUAACUUAGUACUAGGAAUUGCACACAAAACUGCCUGGAGGUGUACCUCAUCCUGUCCCCUAACUUGCCAGUCAUUCUGCCACAUGUUAGAGAGUGCCAUUUGGUUGAUGGUGCAAAGGAAACCUGAACUUACUGCCUGCCCUAUGGCACUGGAUGCUAGGGCUUCUAAAUGUGCAGUAAGGGAUGCCCAGUGCACUAAUAAAUCAACCCCCCCCCCCCCCCAUCUCUUCUUACUCACCUUUAUAUAGGUGUAGUAUGCCCUAUUAAUGUGUGACUUGAUGCAUAGUCACUAGAUAGAAAUUACACAGCACCAUAUAGAAUAAAUACACCUGUUCAUGUCUAUAGAAAAUCGACAAAGGCAAACAAUAUUCCACAUUCCACCUCUAUUUCUAGAUAAAAAUAUGCAGAGAGCUGUGUUAUUGGCUUAAGUUAAAUUGUAGUAGAGAAUGACUCCUAUGAGUGCCGUCAUUCUCUACUACUGUGUAUGCCCAAGCUCUGGCACCGAAGUAUUGGUAUUUUUUUAAUGGUGUGCUCCCCAUUCUGGACUUGGCUAAAGUUAAAUAUAUAUGAGAUAAGGAACAGUAACAUCAUAAAAUGAAAGUGUUUUAAAAUGAAAAUAUAAUGUGGCGUUGCCCUGCACUGGUAAAACUGGUGUGUUUGCUACAGAAACCCUACUAUAGUUUAUAUAAAGAACCUCCUGUAUAGUCAUGGGGGGCAGACAUUGAAGCAUAGGAUUCAUAAUAGAUAACAGAUAUGUUCUGAAGAAUCCCAUUAUAUAUACUACACAGUAUAUCUGUUAUCUACUGUGUAACUUGUGCCUUUUCUCCUAUUUUUGGCUUUGAAUGGUUGCCCCCCUGGCUACACAGCAGCUUGUUUAUAUAAACUGUAGUAGAUUUUCUAAAGCAAACACACCAUUUUCACCAGUGCAGGGCAACAAUACAUUAUAUUUUCAUUACUUGAAACCACUUUAAUUUUUUGGUGUUAGUAUUCCUUUAAAGUUCUCUGUGUUUAUGUCUUUGUAGAAAUGCUUUAAAUCACCGUAAGUGUGGCCAGAUUUACUAAUAUGGCGCGCAGUAGGUGGGGGGUGCCGUGGUUGCAAGUACCUCUUGGCCCUGCACUGAGUCCAUUACAUCUUGUUUCUGGGCAGGGGCGUAAUUACAGAGAAAGCAGACCCUGUAGUUGGAGGGGAGCCCAGACGUGUUUGUGGGUAAAAUAAAUACUGAAUUAUUUCUAGCCAGAAGGGAACUCUGUCCCUCAUUGCUGCAUGGGCAAGGCCAGUUUUGGGGCGUGCAACCUGUAAAUGGCUGACAGACUGGUCUUAUUCUUACAUUUAAGAGCUCAAAACACACAAGCUACAAUUAAAUGUCUAAUAUUUGAUACUGUCCCUAGCCCUGCACACAAAGGUCAUGUUGUUCUCAGCUUUGGCUUGUUCCAAGAAAGCAGCAGAUCAAGGGAGCAUUAUGCUGCGUGGGGCACAGUUUUCCUUAGGCAGGCCCUGGGUUUCUGCCAAUGCUAUGUGCCAUAUUUUUCCAAAAGACAAAAGUUUUUUUUUAAAAAAAAGAUAAUUAGUACUUAUGUACAUGCACUGUUUUGAGGUUCUACAUCUAAAGGGAUUGUAGCUUUUAUAUCCCAUUUUAGGUACUUCUGAGGCUCCUUGGCAUUUGUCUGUACUUCUUGAAGACUGCGUGUGUGUGUGUGUGUAUGUAUGUAUGUAUGUAUAUAUAUAUAAAUUUCAGUUUUGCUAUAAACAGUUAUGGGUACGUUUAAGAAGAUUUCAAUAGGGAGCUAAUAUAAACAUUUAUCAAGGAUUUCCUGAAGGAAAAACUAGCUUCACCUAUAGGGAUAUGUAGUCAAUGGCAUUAGGUAAAAAAAAUCCGUAAAUGCUUUGCACCUAAUUUUGUGCUUCAAAUUUCACUUCUAUUUGCACCUAUUUAUUAUUUUCUGGUAAUAAAAUAUAUUCCCAUAUAUGGUUCUGCACGGCGUGCAAUGCAGUCAACUUUUUUCUUUUUUUUUUCCUUGCACUAACUCCAUUUACUAGAAUGCUGCCUUAGUGUCUGUCUGGUAAAUAAUACGUACAUGGGCCAUAAGACUUUAUAGAGGGAAAAAAUCUACCCUCUGGUCCCUGUUGUUAUACAUUCCUAUGUUUUAUAUUUCCAUCUUUUUUUUCCCCCCUCCUUUUUUUUAUUCCCUUUUUCUUUUAUUAAAUUGAAUAUCACUUUCCUGCCUUUGACCCACAAGGCCAGUUUAUAGUAUUUUCAUAAAAUAAUGGAGUGUUUUGCACUAAUUUCUUGCUGAUUUGGUGUCUGGAAGUCUUGCAAGAUUAGUGGUUUCUGAUUGGAUGUGGUUUCCAAUGUAUCAUGUGUAUUGUGCUCCAUCAGUAGUGUGUGUAUAUGUGUGUGUGUGUGUGUAUGGAUUGCUUGAGUAGGCAAAAUUGUCUGUAACAAAGGCCAACACUGUACAGUCAGAUUAUGGUACAAUACUGAAUAUUUUUAUAUUCUGAGACAAAUUAACUUUUAUGUGCUGUUUAUGACAUUUUUAGGGUUAUAUAAAUAUAUAAUGUGCACAUUGUUUUAUUACUGGAAAUUGUUAUCAAUGUAAUGCGUUACCCGGGCUACACAGUUUGCUCACAUUUCACCACCAGCUUUACCCCAUUCACUAAAGUGGUAAAAUGGGGUGUCCUACUGUAGUGUAUUCAGUACUUCAGUUCUUUGUUUGCACCUUAAAUACACCGACUAAAGUAUUGCAGGUUUCUCAUUCUCUUGCUUUAUAAAUUUACACUCAGUUCUUGCAGGCGUUGACGGAUGUCAAGACAAGGACUAAACAGCUUAUCAUGUUUGCAUGAAUCCUUCCCUACAUUAUAUAGCUACAAACACACAGUAUAGGCAAACAAUGCACUCAGGUUUGAACAUAAGCCCAUAAUGGCAGCUUGCACAAAGGUCUCUUAGGCAAGAAAUAAACGGGUCAAUGUGGCUAUAGCAGACAGGACAGCGGCCCUUGCAUGUUUAUUAGCAGGCCCCUUCAUUGUGCCACUUAAAUGUUACAUCCUUUUCUGCAAAUAAACACACAAGGGCUGCUGCCCUGUCUACAGACUCCACGCUGUGCUGGUUUUAUUCUUGCCGAGGGUGCCGCACCAGGCGGAAGGGAGAGGCCAGGGUGUACAGGUGAGGUGUUUUACACAAAGGUGCAAAAUGUUAUAAUACAAAUCACACAUCUGAUUUUUAUUUCUUACUGCUUGGGAAUAGUGAAAUUGUUGCCUGCACAUUUGUCUAAUAAUGCUGCAAAGUCAUUCUAUCAAGGCAACAAUGGGUCAUGGAGAUAAACCAGGAAAAGGUUAAAGGCUCAUUAUAUUCCUGGUCAAUAUGGAGGUCCAGGCUAAUAUCUGGUAAUUUUUUACUUUUAGGAAAAAGAAAGUCCAGUCACAAAAUCUACAAUUAGUUGCUAUAUUAGCAUCAUGAAAAUUAAAAAGUACUCACAGCUCCCUGGCCACUUGGCUGUUUUACUUUGUGGUCUGACUUGCUUUUGAUGGUUGCGCAACUGACCAGUUCUCUUUAGCAAUCAUUUAGAUAACUCUAAGUUACCUGGAAGCAGAAACUUGUUGGACUUGCAUAUUUAUAAGCUUCCUCAAAGGCCAGACUACUGCAUGUUUUGUAUACAUAUUGGGGCCGAUUCACUAAAGGUCGAUAAAACAAGCGCUAUUUAUAGCAUGUGUUAAAAAUCUUAUCGCUUAUUUUUUGCGACUUAACGCUCGAUUCACUAAAAGGACACGUGUCAUAAUUAAGACGCCAUGUUCUUUGCGUUAUUUAACUCGUGAUGAGCGUUUUUCUUGUAUUAUUUUCCACCGCGUGUAUUAUUUCUCGCUGCCGCUUGCUAUAUUAGCGCACGAUUUUACGCACGUAACCAUUACUUUCGGAAAACUACUGUUCUGAAAAUGGCCAUUUCCCUGCAAACUGGAGGCUGCAUCAAUCUAGGGCCAACAAAGACUUAAAAAAAUCCCACUGCAAAGUCCAUGUUGUGUUGCCAAAAGCUCACCAACCACAAUUUUCUUUAAGUACCGCCUGCCCCAAGCAGGUGUUAAUAUUCGCACAGACUAAUGCAAUAUUUAGCGCGUUUAACGCUUCAUAUGUGUUUGUGAAUCAUGCGUUAGUAUUAUUUCCAUUUGAUAAUUAACGUAAUGCAUGAAAAAUAAUGCAUUGCGGUAGCACGCUAUUUAAUGCAUGCGAAAUGACUUUGAUGAACCAGUACGUAUUUACUCGCAUGCUUUUUAAUGCAAAAAAGCAUGCGAUAAGUGUUAUCGACCUUUAGUGAAUCGCCCCCAUUAUGUUUUAUACUCCCAGAAAAUAUGGAAAUUCUACUCCUACAGUAUCCACGUAUUGAAAUAUGAAGCUAAGCAAGAGAUGGACCUCUGCUUCCUUGUAAUUAGAAAAGCUUUAAUUUUCGGUGUGAGAGCUCGUGAUACAGGCACUUGGCGACAAAGCUUUAGGCUUAAUAAAUGAGUUGCUAAUAACCUAUAUGUGUGUAUAUAUAUAUAAUAUAUAUAUAUAUAUAUCAAAUAUUAUUUCACGACUGGCACACCACCUAUUUAAAAAAUCACAACUUUAUUGUUAACACAUUGCACAGAAGUAGUCUAAGGUUUCGGCCCUCAACAGGACCUUUUUCAAGUGCUCUAUCACUUCGAUACCUAAUUAUCCAGUGCUUUCUAUAUUAUGCAAAGCUUACGAUUCCAUUCUAGGACUUAACUAUUUGCUUACUAAGUAAAACCCACAUGCUUCAGAAUUAAAGUCAUUUUUUCUUUCCAUUAA
Xenopus tropicalis (tropical clawed frog) is the source of this 12054-nucleotide messenger RNA. RefSeq names its product adenylate cyclase 6 (gene adcy6). Lineage: Eukaryota; Metazoa; Chordata; Amphibia; Anura; Pipidae. The coding region runs from base 883 to 4377 and encodes 1164 amino acids. The transcript has 23 exons. Gene Ontology annotation, biological process: cAMP biosynthetic process; cyclic nucleotide biosynthetic process; adenylate cyclase-activating G protein-coupled receptor signaling pathway. The record is from RefSeq and is a predicted model, not a curated record. Gene Ontology annotation, molecular function: adenylate cyclase activity; phosphorus-oxygen lyase activity; magnesium ion binding. Gene Ontology annotation, cellular component: plasma membrane; membrane.